GACCGAGGCGCAGGGCGACUUUGCACAGCACGCCAGGCGCCCACGUCGAGGAGGUCCGCGUCCAGGACGGGGUGGCGUCCUGACCCGCACGCUCCGGCGCUCGGCAGCAGAUGGUCGACCCUGAGACGGCGAGGAGGACGGCGUCGGGAGUCGCACCAUGUCCGCGCGCGCCGCCGCGCCGCUCCUGGCCCUCCUCCUCGUGGCGGCCGCCGUCCAGGGCGAGGACACCGGUGCCGUUGACUUCCCCGACGAAGACAAUGAGGUCUUGGACCCGAGGAAGAUCGUCGACCUCCUCGGCGAGGAGGACUACCUGGACGUGCUGGUGGGCGGCGGCGAGGACGGAAAGUGGCUAUCACUGCCCGGGUUUGGGCUCUUCGACAACUGCAUCAACCCUCCCCCGGAGUGCCCCAACUCCAACAUAACGUUCUGGCUAUACACGAGGGAGAUUGGCGACGACCCGGAGCAGCUCGACGUGGCGGUGCCCGAGUCCAUCGAGUACGCGCGCUGGGCGCACGGGAAGCCCGUGAAAGUGCUUAUCCACGGCUACACCGGCGACAAGGACUACUCGCCCAACACCGAGAUCCGACCAGCGUACCUCAAGUACGGCGACUACAACGUCAUCUCGGUGGACUGGUCUCCGCUGGCGCCGUCGCCGUGCUACGUGCAGGCCACCUACAACGUAGCCCUGGUGGGCAACUGCACGGCCCAGCUGAUCGACGAGAUGGUGCGCCUCGGCGUCGCGGCCUUCGAGGACAUCCACGUGGUGGGCUUCAGCCUGGGCGGCCAAGUGGCGGGCAACAUCGCCAACUACAUUCGCAGCGGCAAACUGACCAGGAUCACGGGCCUGGACCCCGCGCUUCCGCUGUUCACCACCAUCUCCACGUCGCCGCGCCUCGACGCGUCGGACGCCCAAUUCGUGGACGUGAUCCACACCAACGCGGGCUGGAAGGGCAAGCUGAUGCCGUCCGGACAGCUGGACUUCUACCUCAACAGCAUCAUCCAGCAGCCGGGCUGCAGCUGGGACUCGAGCUGCGACCACGCGCGAGCGCCGGCCUACUUCGCCGAGUCCAUCGCCUCGCCGCAGGGCUUCUGGGGCUUCAGCUGCUCGAGCAUCAUCUCCUUCUACACGGGGCUGUGCUCGCCGGAUGACGCCGCCGAGUUGGUCCUUAUGGGCGAGCACGCCAACUCCAGCUCGAGGGGCGUCUACUUCGCCUACACCAACCCGACGUUCCCCUUCGCCAAGGGUCACGACCUGGGCGAGGCGGUCGAGUCGCUGCACAACGCCACCAGCCAGGUGGGCGGCGCCCUGGGGGAGACGGCCUUCAACGCCACCGCCGGGGCGGCCGAGGCGGCGGGCGCGGGGGCCGCGGAGGCGGCGGCGCACAGACCCACCCUCCACAACGACAACUGACCCCCCGUCCUCGACGGUAUUGCAUCGCACCUAAUAAAGCCAUGACAACCACCAACCACA
This is a messenger RNA of Frankliniella occidentalis (western flower thrips), 1471 nucleotides long. Its product is annotated as pancreatic triacylglycerol lipase-like. The record is from RefSeq and is a predicted model, not a curated record. Gene Ontology annotation, molecular function: lipase activity. The coding region runs from base 158 to 1411 and encodes 417 amino acids. Lineage: Eukaryota; Metazoa; Arthropoda; Insecta; Thysanoptera; Thripidae. The transcript is spliced from 8 exons. Gene Ontology annotation, biological process: lipid metabolic process.